GAGAGAAAGACGGAAAGUAGGAGAGAGAUAGUCAACUGAGAGAGAGAGAGAUGAAAAGUAGGAGAGAGAGAUAGUCAGACAGAGAGAGAGAAAGCUUUGAGGAGAAGGGCAGUGUGAUUUUCUUUAGCGCAGCGAGCCAAUAGAGAGCUGGAUCUGUGAUAACAUCCACAUGCCGGAGAGGGAGAGGAGCAGGAGGUAACGCAGUGGAGUCGCCCCCAAACCCUCGCUCUCCACCCUGCUGCCCACAUGGGACUCACCGCCGCCCCGUACCCUGGACCACACGCACCGGACACCUGCCCCUGACCCCGCUGGAGUACCCCACCGCACCGCACCCGGUCCUGGGACACCUCAGAGAGAUACCCCACCCCAUCCCUCCGCACCCCGUCCUGGGACACCUCACAGAGGUGAAGCACACAGAACUGCACUGAGCUCUGGGACAGAGGAGACAUCUGCUGGUACCUAUCAACCACUCUGAGAUGUUCUGGAAAGUCGCUUUGUCCGUCCUGCUGGCGGGAGUUCUGUGCGUGGCGGUGGAGUCCAGGAAGAGUCGACCGCAGAGCGCCAUCCCCUCCCCCUACAAGACGCACAGCAACACGUCGGAGCGGCGAGGGGGGGCGCGUCGGCAGGACGUGCUGGCCUCCAGCCAGGAGGCGCUGGUGGUGACGGAGAGGAAGUACCUGAGGAGCGACUGGUGCAAGACGCAGCCCCUGCGCCAGACGGUGAGCGAGGACGGCUGCCGGAGCCGCACGGUCAUCAACCGCUUCUGCUACGGCCAGUGCAACUCCUUCUACAUCCCGCGGCACGUGCGCAAGGACCAGGAGUCCUUCCAGUCCUGCGCCUUCUGCCGGCCGCACCGCCUCACCGCGCUCACCGUGGAGCUGGACUGCCCCGACCUGCAGCCCGCCUUCCGGCACCGCAAGAUCCAGAGGGUCAAGCAGUGCCGCUGCAUGUCCGUCUCCGUGGGCGACUCCGCCCGGCCCUGA
Messenger RNA from Conger conger (European conger), 983 nucleotides. Its product is annotated as gremlin-2-like. The transcript is spliced from 2 exons. Bases 477 to 983 code for a protein of 168 amino acids. Gene Ontology annotation, molecular function: receptor ligand activity; BMP binding. Lineage: Eukaryota; Metazoa; Chordata; Actinopteri; Anguilliformes; Congridae. Gene Ontology annotation, biological process: animal organ morphogenesis. The record is from RefSeq and is a predicted model, not a curated record.